GGUGCGGUGCGCGCGCCACAAGGCAGUGAGUGAGUUGAGUGUUGCCCGGUGAUGAGGGCCGCGUGCACCAGCAGGGUCUUCCCGAGUCCCUGACGACGAAAAAUCCAAAACAGCGAAAUGAACGCGUUCCACCAACUUGCCAGGGAGCAGCAGCUGCAGAUCGAUGGCUCGCAGGACGCGGAGCACCACACCACCCUGGUGACCUUUGACACGAGCGCGGACUUCGGCGGGCUCGCCUUCUUCGACCAACAGCCCUCGCCCGAGUCACCGUCCAGCUCGGCCGUCUCCUCGUCCACGGUCGUCGGACAGCUGCUCGCCGAGCACUCGCUCAAGCUCGUGUCCAGCACGACCCCCACCGCCCCCAGCCCUGCCAAGCCCAACAACACAGAACAACAGUUAUCAGCAGCGGCAGACUCGAGUCCGGCCAAAUCGUUUGUACCUUGCAAGGUGUGCGGGGACAAAGCGUCCGGCUACCACUACGGAGUCACGUCGUGCGAAGGAUGCAAGGGGUUCUUCCGCAGGAGCAUCCAGAAACAAAUUGAAUAUCGCUGUCUGCGCGACGGCAAAUGCCUGGUGAUAAGACUUAACAGGAAUCGCUGCCAAUACUGUAGGUUCAGGAAAUGUCUCGCCGUUGGAAUGUCCAGAGACUCCGUGCGGUACGGUCGGGUGCCGAAGCGGAGUCGCGAGCGCAGCGGCAGCGACGACUCUUCACCGGCGGUGUCGUCGCUGUCGCCGCCAACGCCGACGCCGACGACGCCGGUGCCGCUCCAGCCGCUGGCCGUCGUCGUCAAGCCCGAUCCUGAGAGCAGCAGCAGCAACAGCGGCAGCAUCAGCCCGCCGGCCGUGAUGCGCACCAACUCAUCGGACGCGGCGUCGUCGUCGUCGCCGCCCCCGACGCCGCUCCCGACGCCGCUCCUCCUUACCGCCGACUCCCUCUCUGACCUCGUCCUCACGGUCACGCAGGCGUACCACUUGCACUGGAGCGAAGAGCAUAUUUUAAGCGAGCCCCUGAAACCGUUGGUGGAAGGCAGCGUGGAGCAGGAAACCAGCUCCAACCCGUCCAGCCCAACGUCAACGUGCGGCGAGGUGGGUGUCCGGGCAGCUCUCUGGCAGCAGCUCGCGGACAUUAUCACCCCGAGCGUGCAGAAGGUCGUCGAGUUUGCUAAAAGAAUACCAGGAUUCUGCUCACUGAAUCAAGACGACCAGCUGAUUUUGAUAAAACUCGGUUUUCUGGAAGUGUGGCUGAGUCAGUGCGCGAGCAACCUGGCCCAGCAAAGCGAGCAGACUCUGUGCUUCGCGGACGGCUCGUUCGUCUCCAGAUCGCAGCUCGAGACAAUUUACGACGUUGAAUUCGUCGAUUCGCUAGUGUCCUUUUCCAAGACGUUGAUGAACGCGGCGCCGAGCGCCUCGGAAAUGGCCCUCCUUUGCUCCAUGGUCCUGCUAUCGCCGUCCAGAAGCGGCAUCACGGACAAGUGUCUUGUCCAGUCUCUCAGGGACAAACUGGCCGACGCGCUCAAGUGCCAGGCGAUGCAGAGUAGCAGUGGCGGGCAGGAGCGAGUAAAGCAGCUGCAGGAAAUGCUACUGGAACUGCACAACCUGGGCAUCAAACACCAGCAACAUCUGAGCUGGCUGCGGCACCACUGGACCAAAAUGCACCUGCCGCCCUUGUUCGCUGAGAUUUUUGACAUUCCCAAACUCGAGGACGACCUUUGAGCGCGCAGUCAAUCAAUCACUUAUUUCCGGUUAUUUUUUUUUAAUUCCGUUGACGUUUGUUAGGACGCAUUUUUGCGUUCCCGCCCCCCGUUGAGGAUGCUUUGUAAUUUACGUAAUUUAUAAAAAGAAAAUCUUUGAUUUAAUGUACAGAGAUCGGUUUGUGUGCUGUUAUUUAUAUACUUUCACAUAUAUUAUUGUUGAAUAUUGUUUUUCGUUUCCCGAACGCGUUAUUUCGAGCAGGGCUAAAGCGGACGAAUGUUAUUUAUUCAUAUAUUUACAUAUGGAUGUGGCAUUUUCAUUACAUAUUUACAUUUAUAUAUCGAAUUCAUCCUCUGAAUGUGUUUCACUAUAAGGUGUUCUCGCGCGCUAAAAUAUUGCCAUUUUCAGCUCUCGUGUUAUUCCAUUUUUAUAUUAUUUAUUCGUCUUUUUUCGCGCUAAAAGUGGUCGUUGCAAUUAUUCCUUUCCCUUCCUGUCCUACAUAUCAUGAAAGAAAAAAUGGAACGCGGUUCCCAAGACUUAGAGCAGGACCGCACCAUCAGCUAAAAUCAAAUUCAGCUGGUCCUGCCUUUUCAUCUCACAACAACAAAAACACGGUUUGGCUCACUGGACGGUUAUGCGUACACACAUAGAUUAAAAAAUCAAGUGGAAAAUGCAAUAAUACGAUGUAAUAAUUAUAAAUCUGGGGGUAUGUGUUUAAAACUACAAAAGAGUCUUAGCGAGCAAACUUCACACUUUCACUCACACACACGCUGUUCUAAAAUAAGAGAGAUCUGUAUUUGUUACGAUUUUAAUAAUUAUCAUAUAUCUGAUUAUUAUGCACUACAAAGUACCUGCUAGUAACUUGGUUUGUGUCUCCUCUUGUUUCGGUUCAAUCUCCCCUUGCUCCUUGUGACUUAACCGCAAAGGUCUGUUCCAGGGAUUCCCAGGUCGGUGCUUUAAUUUCCAUUCUUUCUUUCUUUCUCGGGGAAGGAGGGGUGGGUUGGGGGGCCUUCGUGCAUAUAAAAUAUCGAGUGAUCUGUUUCGGUUACGUGUCUGUAUACUCUCUGUGAUUGCAUACAAGUGUUGUUGUUGACUCUAAUAACAAUCGCGUUUGAGUGUUUGUUGCUUAUUGGUUCGUCUCUCACUAUGUGCCUAUGAAUAUAUAAUACUAUCAUGUGAAAAAGAAAAUAAUACAUUGUCUUAAACACACACACCUUGAAAAGAUGAGCACUCAAAAAUGGUAUAUAUCGGUGAAAACAUAUCAAGAUUGUAAUUUUAAAAAUUCUAUACUUGCGCAUGUGACUUAAAAUCUUCAAAUUGAGAAAAAUCGACAAGAGACAGAAGGCGGAAAACCUUGAGAACUGUGACUUGAAUACAUUUGCUGAGCGUUUUUGUGUCUCUCUCGUUCAUGAAACAAACAAACACACAUUUGAUUGUGUUCAGAUUCCCGUUGAAAGGAAGGGGUUGCUCAUUCAGACACCUGUUAAAAAUUUUCAAAUCACUCUCUCAAUCGGUGUGCUAUAAUUAAGACUUUUUCAAAUUUAAUAUCAGAAAAGGUUCUUCGAUUGCCGCUGAAUAUUUUCACACGCUUCUGAGAAAUCCAGUGUCCGCGCGUGCGUUUUGAAUUUUCCUGUUACAUGCGAUACGAAUUAAUUGUGUUCAUAUAUUCCGCUUUUCCAAUUUGCUGCAUCUAUACACAAUCAAUUGUGAUUGCUUUUACUCAAUGUUGUCUGUUGCAAAGUCACGUUUAUUGCAUGUCUUCUGAUCAUCCUCAAAUGAAAUUGUUGCUGUAAAUUUUAUUAUAUUUAUUAUUGUUACUUAACUGUGUACGAAUGCGAGCGCUGAACAACAGAAAGAGAGAGAGAGAGAGAAAGAGAGCGACACGUGUCGCAGAUUCGCUCUCAAAAGAUCUUUUAUCUCCAUAAAAAAUGUAAAUCUCAAUCACACACACUUAAUAAAUAUAUUUGUACUCUAGACUGGUCGAAAAGCACUGUGACGUCCAUAUAAGCAAUUAACUCACGACGAGUGUGUGUGGACGACAUCAAAAACACAUGAUUUCUCCGCGUUAGUGUGUAAAAUACCUCUCGUUUUUAAGACAGCUGCCGUGCAUGUGCUAGGGGCCUAAAUAGGAACGGCACUAUUCCAGCAGUGGAGAGGAAAAACAUUUAUUAGUCAGACGUUGAUCAAAAAUACUUCUUACAUUAAUUGCUUUCUCAUUGUCCGAUCGCUAUCACAGUUUGUUGUGCUGCAUAACUAUAAAUACAAGCGAGGUAUAAAUUGUAUUUAACAGUAAAAACGCACUAGUUUGCGAGCAGAUCUGAAUUUUUAGAAGAAGAGAGAGCAGGAAAAAUAGAGUUUGGCACAAAAAGUAUUAUUAAAAGCUGUUGUAGCACAAAAAAGAGCUAUUACUCCGAUGGCAACUCCAAACUUGCCAUGGUUAAAGUGUGUAAAUGCACAAGAUAUUAUUAGUUUACAAUGAAACUAGACACAAAAGAGCUCUACUUUGAAAUAUUGAAACGGAUAUGAGUAUAAUUAUCUUAAAAUUACUUAUAUAAAAUAAAGUUAUGGAAAAACUGUUUAUUUCAAAAUCCGGAAAUAUUGAAAUGUGGUUUUAAUUUAAAUUUUGGUUUAAAUAUAGCAAGUAAUCGUUUACAAAGUGGAGCAUUUUCCCGAUAUUUUGUUUGUUCGAGAUCAAACAAUGUGCUUAUCCGAGGUUCCGAAAUUUUAGUUAUAAGCCGCGUUGUUGUCGUCAAUGUGCCAAAUUUUCGAGUUUAAUUAGAGUGAGCUUGUGUAUAUUAGUGUCAAUAUUCACACCUGAUGUACUGAGAACAUUUAAGUUUUAAAUAUGGAAAAGCAUAACUCUCGUUCACCCUCUCACACUUCUCGGCCAAAUGAGGGGCUCCAUGUUAUUCUUAUGGAGGAAAUAGAGAAGUGUGACGAGUGAACGAUUAUUGUGAUGUUUGCAUCUCUUAUUUUCGUCCGCGGUCCCGUGAUUUUCCUCAUGACAAUGAAGUGCGGCGAAGGUUUCCAGCUCUCCCUAUUCUUCUACCUCUUCAUAAAGCCUUUUAUUCGAUCUAGAUUUCUGUGUUGUCCAUGGACAUUUUGAGAAUAUACGGUGUACAAGAAUAUAGACGUUUUCAUCUGCACACUCGUUCCGAAAACCUCCCUCUGAAUAACUAGCAGCAAAAAUUGCGAAUCACUAAUUAUUUUCAUUGUGUUGAAUGUGUAAUGCUCAGAGAUACAGAUUAAUAAAAACGGUAAUACAUGUCAAUUAAA
Molecule: messenger RNA, 4968 nt
Organism: Cloeon dipterum
Lineage: Eukaryota; Metazoa; Arthropoda; Insecta; Ephemeroptera; Baetidae
Gene: Eip78C
Product: Ecdysone-induced protein 78C
Exons: 8
Coding region: 118-1713 (531 amino acids)
Biological process (GO): regulation of DNA-templated transcription
Molecular function (GO): sequence-specific DNA binding; nuclear receptor activity; zinc ion binding
Source: RefSeq, a predicted model, not a curated record